AUGCCAUCUGGAUAUCGACACACACGAGAGGAUGUUGUUUAUGAAGAAGAUCAAUAUGAACUGACUGAGGAUGGUCGAAUACCUAUACCCUACCGCAAAACAGCCAAAUAUCAGGAUGGCAAUACUAUUGACUGGCUUCAUGAAGAAGGCUUGGAACGAGAACGCAAUCAUGCUCUACAGUCUCAGGCUGGUGUCCGUGGCAUCCUUCUACCAGCUCUAGACUCUGCACGAAUGUGGUUUAUUGUUGUCGUGACUGGAAUAGGGAUCGGUAUUGCAGGAGCUUGGCUUGAUGUCCUUGUUAAAUGGCUGAGCGAUCUGCGUGAAGGACAUUCCGGGGAGCUAUGCAAAGCUUGGAAGACAUGGGGGGAUUAUCUUGGAAUAGAUUCAAUCCUUGGACGUUCUCUAAUACAGGCGUUUAUAUACGUCGUUUUAGCAAUUACAUUCGCAGGCGGUGCAGCUUUACUUGUAGUCAAUUAUGCGCCUCACGCUUUUCAUACCGGAAUUCCAGAAAUUAAAGCUAUUUUGGGCGGAUACGUAUUCGAUGCUUUUCUGAGUCCUUGGACACUCUUCAUCAAGGCACUUGGGCUUGCCCUUUCUGUCGCGUCUGGUCUUUCUCUAGGAAAAGAGGGACCGUUGGUGCACGUUGCUUGUUGCAUGGCAUACGUCUUGAUUAAAUUGUUCAAGGAAUUUCGCCACAACGAAGCCCAAAAACGCCGCGUACUAGCAGCAGCAGCAGCAGCCGGUGUAUCCGUUGCUUUUGGUAGCCCUCUGGGUGGUGUGCUAUUUGGUUUAGAAGAACUCGACACAUUCGCAAACGAGUCAGAUGUCAUGUGGAGAGGAUUUGUUGCGUCAGCCAUCGCCGCCGUUUCUUUACAAUGGGUAAACCCCUUUGGUACAUCAAAGCUUGUCCUUUUUCAGGUCACAUUUGUGUCUGACAGCUGGAGGGCUUUUGAAUUGAUUCCUUGGGUCACUCUUGGUGGUAUUCUAGGCACUCUUCUUAUACGUCUCAAUGUUGAAAUUGCAUUGUAUCGACGGAAUAGUGUCCUGAACGACUGGCCUGUAUUAGAAGUUGUGUGUGCUACGUCUGUAACUGCUGCUGUCAGCUACCUGAUUGUUUUUGCCAGGGUUCAAACAUCCGAGUUAGUUGCAAAUCUUUUCCAAGAGUGCGAUGCUAGUAAAGACUAUCAUGGACUAUGCAAUCCUACUGCCACCGUCGAGAACAUAUUUCUGUUGUGCUUAACCGCCAUUCUCAAAGUUGUUCUGACCGCUUGGACUUUUGGCAUGAUGAUACCAGCUGGAAUCUUUUUACCUACCAUCGGAAUAGGUGCAUGUUUAGGUCGUGCAAUGGGACUGAUUAUGCAAAGUCUGUAUCGGGCAUACCCAACAGCUUGGAUUUUUUUGUCCUGUCCUCCGGACCCUUCAGUGGGAUGUAUCUCUCCUGGAUUCUAUGCCGUCAUUGGUGCCUCAGCAAUGCUUGGUGGGGUGACUAGAAUGACAAUAUCUCUGGUAGUCAUCUUGUUUGAGUUGACAGGCGCAUUAUCUCACGUCCUUCCUAUAAUGAUCUGCGUCAUGACAUCCAAAUGGGUGGGGGAUGCUUUAGGCAAGGACGGCAUAUAUUCCGCAUGGAUUGCAAUGCGUCGUUACCCAUGGCUACCUCCAGUUGAUUAUCGCGAUAAAGGAGAAACAGGCGCCAGCCUCAUGAAACCACUAGAAGAAAUUAUCGUCAUUGAGGAUGCCGUCACGACUGUUGGCGAGUUGAAAGAAAUUCUAGCCCGAUAUCAUUAUCACGGAUUCCCUAUCGCAGAUAGUCAUGGAGGAUUUGUGGGUUACGCCACAAGGCAGGAGUUGAUUGGUGCUCUCGAUCGCCUUCAGCUUGACGAAACAGAAGCUGAAAGGCAGAAGAAGUGCACGUUUUCAAAAAAUCGUCUGCGCGUUCCCGCCGAAGAAAGAGCAGAUUUAUCAGAAGCGCUUGAAGAUUCUGUUAUACAGCUUCGAAAAGAGGUUCCCCAGGAGCUGGUGGUGAAUAUGUUCCAGAAGCUUAACCUUCGCCAAAUCCUAUUUACGCAUGCGGGAAAACUAACAGGACUGGUAACUAAACGAGACGUUGUCAAUUUGUUAACAAGUCAUUUCCCUCAUGCCGCUGCCCUAGCCCAGCAACCGCCUACAAAGUCACAGCAUUCAUAUUCCUAA
Molecule: messenger RNA, 2190 nt
Organism: Psilocybe cubensis
Lineage: Eukaryota; Fungi; Basidiomycota; Agaricomycetes; Agaricales; Agrocybaceae
Exons: 22
Coding region: 1-2190 (729 amino acids)
Biological process (GO): chloride transport; transmembrane transport
Cellular component (GO): Golgi apparatus; membrane; early endosome
Molecular function (GO): voltage-gated chloride channel activity
Source: RefSeq, a predicted model, not a curated record